CCCCAGAGCUCAAAUCUCCGGCGCAAGCGACGCCUGUGGCUUCACGAGGCACAAGAACUAGCGCGGCGCGGCCAUUGUCUUGGGAGCGAGCGAGGCACCCGACUGUUGAGGCAGAGCAGGGGUGGGCGGGCGGACGGCCGGGCCGGCGAUGGGCAACUGCCAGGCGGCGGAGGCGUUGGCCGUGGUGAUUCAGCACCCGGGCGGCAAGGUCGAGCGCCUGUACGGGCCGGCCACCGCCGCCGACGUCAUGCGCAGCAACCCCGGGCACUACGUCGCGCUCGUCGUCCUCCGCGUCUCCGGCCCCUCCGCUGACGCCAAGGCCGACGCCGCGGUGGCCGGCGGCGGCGCCAAGAUCACGAAGGUCAAGCUCCUCAAGCCCAAGGACACCCUGCUCCUCGGCCAGGUCUACCGGCUCAUCACCGCGCAAGAGGCGGCGAAGGCGGUGCAGGCGAGGCGGCAGGAUAAGAUGCGGCGGUGCGAGGAGGUGAUCGACGACCGGCGUCGGCGGCAGUCGCAGCCGGGACACGCCUCCGCUGGCAGCGAGGAGCAGGGGCAGUCCACCGGCCACGAACGGAAGCGGCCGGAGAAAGAGCGGCACCGCAGCGGCGGCGGCAGAGGGCGGCAAUGGCGGCCAUCGCUGCAGAGCAUCACCGAGUCGGCGGAGCUGAGGACGCGACCGGCUUGCGACGCUGUCCUGCGACUUCAGCUAGGAGUAUAGAAGAAGGCUUGGAGCUAGGAAUGUAGAUGUACAUUGGGUGAGGUGAGAGACUCAGAGAGGAGCGGUGAGACAGUAGCAAGAAUCGCUCCGUGUAGUUGGCAUAGUGAUGAAACAGUGAAGCAGCUGUGCAAGAACAACAUUUAACUGUU
Molecule: messenger RNA, 867 nt
Organism: Phragmites australis (common reed)
Lineage: Eukaryota; Viridiplantae; Streptophyta; Magnoliopsida; Poales; Poaceae
Exons: 3
Coding region: 149-718 (189 amino acids)
Source: RefSeq, a predicted model, not a curated record